AUGAGUGUUUAUAUGCGAGAGGAUUUAACACGUAAUGAAAAAAUUCAACACGCACGACGAAUUCUGAAUGAAAAUAAACACUCACUUGAUGCAUGGGCUAUACUUAUACAAGAUGCUCAAGAUAAAAAAAUUGCUGAAUCAAGAGAAUUUUACGAAUCAUUAGUAACACAAUUUCCAACCUGCGGAAAAUUUUGGAAGAUUUAUGUUGAAUCUGAAAUAAAAGGACGAAAUUAUGAAAAAGUUGAAAAACUUUUUCAACGGUGUUUAAUCAAAGUAUUGAAUAUUGAUCUAUGGAAAUGUUAUUUAAAUUAUGUUCGUGAUACCAAAGGAAUUUCACCGUCAUUCAGAGAAAAAAUGGCUCAAGCAUACGAUUUCGCAUUGGAAAAAAUUGGCAUGGAUGUUUAUGCAUAUACGAUUUGGAAUGAUUAUGUAACAUUUUUGAAAUCUGUAGACGCUGCUGGUUCCUAUGCUGAAAAUCAAAAAAUUGCUGCCGUACGAAAAGUCUAUCACAAAGGUAUUAUGAUACCAAUGAUCAGUGUAGAAAUAUUAUGGAAAGAUUAUUGUGCCUAUGAAAUGGGUAUAAAUCCAGCAUUAGGUAAAAGUAUGAUUGAAGGUCGUUCACGAGAUUUUCUGAAUGUAAAACGAGUGACAAAAGAAUUAGAAACACUAACACGUGCCGUCGAUAAAAAUAAUCCAUGUGUAUCACCAGUAUCACCACAAUCAACCGAUGAAGUAAAACAAUUAGCUGCCUGGAGAAAACUGAUUGCUUGGGAACGAUCAAAUCCAUUGAAAACCGAAGAUAUUGUACUUGUAACACGUCGUGUUAUUCUUGCCUAUGAACAGUGUCUUCUUUGUCUUGGGUAUCAUGCUGAUCUUUGGUAUGAAGCUUGUGCUUAUUUGGAACAAACAUCUCGAACAUUUUCAGAACGAGGUGAUGCUCAUUUAACCAAACGUUUUCUUGACGAAGCAUCUGCUUUAUAUGAGCGUGCCAUACAAACCUAUAUGCGGUCGAAUAUGUUGAUUUAUUUUGCUUAUGCUGAUUUUGAAGAACAUCGUUUAAAUAUUGAUAAAGCUCGUUCGAUUUAUAAUCGUUUACUUGAUGUUAAUGAAGCAAAUUUAAAAGAUCCAACACUUGCCUAUAUACAAGCAAUGCGUUUUGAACGACGCACCGAUGGUAUAAAAUCAGCGCGAACUAUAUUUAAACGUGCGCGUGAAGAUUCACGUGUCAAUCAUCAAAUCUAUGUUGCAGCUGCGUUAAUGGAAUAUUAUUGUACAAAAGAUAAUAAUAUUGCAUUUAAUAUAUUUAAUCUUGGUCUGAAAAAAUACGGACAAAAUGUUGAUUAUAUAUUAGCUUAUAUUGAUUAUAUGACACAUUUAAAUGAAGAUCAUAAUGCACGUGUUCUAUUUGAACGUGUUCUAUCAGUAGAUAAUUUAAUAGCGAAACAAUCUCAAUUGCCUUUAUGGAAUGAAUUUCUAAAAUUUGAAUCUCAAGUUGGAGAUUUAUUGUCAAUAAAAAAAGUUGAAAAACGUCGUUUAGCUAUUUAUUCCGAUUUAAAUGAAUUAGAAUUUCGAGAAACUUUACUACUUAUUGAUCGAUAUAAAUUUCUUAAUUUAUUACCAUGUUCAAAUGAUGAACUGAAACUAUUAGGUUAUAAAGAUACGGUGAUGAGAAAUUCGUCAUCGGCAUCAGUGACUAGUCCUGUUGUCAAUGGUACAGCUGUAUUAGAGCAAGCUGCACGCGAUCGACGUACGAAUUUACCUCGGCCAGAUAUUAAACACUUGAUGCCAUUUCGACCAACAAGAAAUCCAUUACCAGGUAGUCAUCCGACUCCUGGUGGUGUGUUUCCAUUGCCCGAUACAGCACUUUAUCUUGUUAAAGUUCUUCCACCACCCAGAAACUUUGAAGGUCCAUUUGUGAUUAUCGAUGAAUUAAUGGAUCGUAUGACGCGUACUGCCAUACCAGAUACUUUUGAACCCGUACGUAUAAGUGUUCAAGGUGAAGUCAUUCGUGAUCUUGAUACAAACAAUAAUCAAUCCAGUCGAAAAACUGAACAUCCAGAUAGUGAUGAUGAAGAUCAUCCAUCGAAUAUGAAUGGACGUGGAGCGUUAAAUUUAUAUCAACAACGACAACAAAAACGUGUUAAACUAACUACAUCAGCAGUUAAUGCUGACUGA
This is a messenger RNA of Rotaria socialis, 2175 nucleotides long. Lineage: Eukaryota; Metazoa; Rotifera; Eurotatoria; Philodinida; Philodinidae. The record is from the annotation of a GenBank genome assembly.